AUGUUUAAGAUUCUGUCGUUAUUAUUUCUUGUUGGCGUCACGUAUUCACAGAUCCCCCAGCCAUGUUUCUCUCCCCCUCUGCUCUCGUUUGUGGCCAUACAGUAUGACCAAGAGCGGGUAUUCUUCCGUCAGUUUGACGCCGCCUAUGAUUUCCAGGGGCAGAGAUUCGCUUUCUAUGAGAGAGAGGAUUCCCGCACAACGCCAGGCAGACAAUAUUACCAGAUAAUUAUACUACACAAAGAGAACGUAGCCUACCAGUAUAACCGCCAAAGCAAACAAUGCACCAAGUCACAGGCUGGACCCUUCCGACCCUUUGGUGUACCCCCUGAAGGAAGAUUCGAGGGAGAGUACUACAUCGGUGGCCCUGGAGAAACUAUCGAGGCAGUCGAAUGGUCGGAUAGAAGUGAUGUUCGAAGAGAGAACUGGCUCGGCGUGUUCACCAGAAUCAACUGCUACCCAGUCCGCACAUGGCUGCACAACUCCCAGACCAAUGAGACAGUCCACACAGACAUCUUUAACGUGGUCGCAGGAGUAACCAAUCCUUCAAUCUUUGAGCCUCCUACUGCCUGUCGGAAUGCAACAGUCAGCCCUGGUUUUAACAAACUGGCUCACAGUCUGAGAGGCAGCUACAGACACUAG
Messenger RNA from Candidula unifasciata, 639 nucleotides. The record is from the annotation of a GenBank genome assembly. NCBI's taxonomy places the organism in Eukaryota, Metazoa, Mollusca, Gastropoda, Stylommatophora, Geomitridae.